Symbiodinium sp. CCMP2456 is the source of this 996-nucleotide messenger RNA. The record is from the annotation of a GenBank genome assembly. NCBI's taxonomy places the organism in Eukaryota, Dinophyceae, Suessiales, Symbiodiniaceae.
GUUCUCUUCGAGGCGGGCGGCGCCACGCGGGGCGUCGCGCUGGUGCUGAACAACAACGCCUUAACGUUCAACGUCGAUGGCGACGCGGCAGACGCCGACCUCACCGCAACGCUAACUCCAGGCUGGAAUCAAGCCAUCGGCGUGGUCGACCUGGAGAACGGUGGCGACACGAUCUCGCUCUAUCUCAACGGCGCGCUCGUCGGUAGCCUUGCCAAUCAGACGAUCGACGAUUGGGCCGGCGGCAAUCCCCUGGGGGUCGGGGCCGGCGCUAGUUCGUCGACCGGGGUCGCCUCCGCCGUUGGCAAUCCGUUCCAUGGCGACAUCGCAAUCGCUCGCUACUACACAGACGUUGCGUUUCGUCUCGACGAAGUCGAUCAGAACUACCAGUGGCUGCUCCAAGGCCAUCAGCAGCCCAGCGGCGCCGACGCCGUCACGUUGGCGAUCGUCGGUGACCUCUCGCUCGAGUCGGCCGCCACGAUCGAACUCGACCUCCUCAAUCCCGAGACCCACGACCGAGUCAGCGCGGCCGGCAAGGUCGAGUUAGACGGUGUGCUGGUGGUGUCGGCGGCGAGCGGCUUCGCCCCGUCCGCGGGCGACGUGUAUGCGAUCAUCAACGGAGCGACGCUGUCGGGAGUCUUCCAGAGCGAACAGCUCCCGGCGCUGACGAGCGGCCUGAUGUGGCAGGUCAAGUACGACGGCUCAUCGGCAACGCUGCUGGUCACCCUGUCGGGGGACUACAACGGCGACGGCGCCGUGGACGCCGCGGAUUACACCACAUGGCGCGACAUGGACGGACAAGCCGUGCCGGCCGGUACGAGGGCCGAUGGCAACGGCGACGGCAUGGUCAAUCAACUCGACUACGCCGUCUGGAGCGCGAACUACGGGCAAGCAAUCGCAAGCGGAGCCGAUUCGAACGCCACGCCCGAACCCACCGGAGCCUCGCUGACGAUCGUCGGCGGGCUGUUGCUCAACUGGCUAAAGGGCGACGGGCGCUGA